Molecule: messenger RNA, 957 nt
Organism: Adineta steineri
Lineage: Eukaryota; Metazoa; Rotifera; Eurotatoria; Adinetida; Adinetidae
Source: the annotation of a GenBank genome assembly
AUGUUUAGUAAUCAAAUUAAACUUACUGGUUUUAUUCUUAGUUUAAUAACAGUUAUUCAUAGUACAUUUACAUGUUUUAUUUCAAUUGUUAUUAUUUUUAUUAUUAUUUAUGAAUUAUGUUAUAAAAAUUUGAAACGUGAAGAAAGAACAACACUUUUUCUUUGUGUUAAUAUUUAUCUAUUUCUCUUAAUCUAUAUGAUGAUAUUAUCAUUAAUGAAUAUUCAAACAAUAUUAGGAGAUUUAUAUGAAAGAGAUUUUAAUUCAACAUUAUGUAUAUUCAUCGGAUAUUUAUCUCCUGUUAUUCUUUGUGUUUUAUAUCAUUCUUUUGUCAAUCAAGCUUUCUUUCGUCUAUGUCGGAUAGUAUAUUUUCGAUAUCGAUGGCUUCAAUUACAUUGGUGGUAUAUAAUUAUACCUCUUCUACAAUUAAUUUUAGCUUUUGCUCUUCUUUCUCCUCUUCUUGUUUGGCAUGAUAUUAUUUAUUUAUUAGACGAACAUUAUUGUUAUGCAGCAUUUAUGAAUUUUCGUGGUAUAUUAUGGACUGCAUUUAUUUCUUAUGUCAUACCUGCAUCAAUUGUAUUUAUAAUAUAUAUUCGUAUUACAAUAUUUAUUCGACAACAACCACAUAAUCAAACACAAGCAAUACAAAGAAGACAAGCUCGAGAUUUACUUGUUAUUCGACGUAUACUCAUUACUGUUGGUCUAUUAAUUACUCUUGGAUUUCCAAGUGUUGUUCUUGUUAUAAUGGGUGCUAUAACUGGUGAAGAAUAUGUAUUAAGUUUUCGUAUAACAUGGAUUUCACUUAGCAUAUCUAUGACUGGAUUAAGUAUAGCAAUGGUACUUUUUAUUCCGCAAUUGAAGAGUAUUGUCUGGAAAAAGUUUCAAAGAAAUCGAAUUACACCUGGUACUAUUAAUUUAGAAAUUUCAAUUCAAGUCAGACCAGAUAUUAGAAAUCGUUGA